This is a messenger RNA of Anopheles nili, 879 nucleotides long. RefSeq lists its product as uncharacterized. Bases 1 to 879 code for a protein of 292 amino acids. The transcript is spliced from 4 exons. The record is from RefSeq and is a predicted model, not a curated record. NCBI's taxonomy places the organism in Eukaryota, Metazoa, Arthropoda, Insecta, Diptera, Culicidae.
AUGUCUGGUGAAUGCACCCCCGGGGGCGCGGACCCAUUUCCCGGGCUCGCUCACCGAAAACCCCCCCGAACCGGUCAAUGUCAUUGGCACACUUUCGUCGAGUACGGCCCAGUUGCGUCCGUCCAUCGGUCCGGAAUCACCAGAAUGCGCUCGUCCGUGCUGCUGUGGGUUUGUCUCACCCUAGCCAGCUGGGGCUUCGGCGUGAUCGUAAGCAAUCCCGACUCAAACAGCACCUCGCGAGCGCUUUCCCGACAGGAGCGCAAGGUUUUGCUGUUCCCCAUCCAAACCACCCUGCAGAUCAGCAUGUGCACCGCGACAGAUGGGCGGCUGUUCGCACCGAAGAAAAAGUACCCGGCACGGAAGCUCGGCAUCAACCUGGGCUUCCAGCAAAACUUUAACCUACCGUUCCGGCUGCUCGAGUUCUACAAACCACCCACGUGGGCUCGAGCGAUCGCCGGCAUCCUGCGAGGUCAGUUCCCGGCCACAUCCGUCGUGACGGCACGUGGAUUCAAACGAUCUGCAGAUCACCGAGCGCUUGGACUGAGCGCAGGUCAGCUGUACGAGUUUGUGGAGGACUUUUUGCAGGUGUUCGGAUACGAGCGGGAUUGCUUGCGCAAGAGCGUUUGUGAACUCGCCCACAGCCCGUUCGAUCGUGCUGAUCAACCGCAGGAUGUGCUCACCGAAGUGGUUCACCUGCUGCUGAGCCCCUCAGUGCACGAAUCGUUCGCAGAAGACGAACUAGACUUGAAGCGCUCUUACGAGAUGGCCGAACGAUUGGGUGCGAGCGGUGCGAACUGCGAACUGAUCUACGAGCGAUGUCACCGUUCGGUGUUGAGCGACUUCUCACAUCUUGCCGACGCCGAUCGGCCGUGGAGCUGA